AUGGUCGAGGAUUCUAAAGUCAGAGAUGCGCUGAAGACUGGCGAAAAAAAAUCGCUGCCAGCUUCGCUGGUUCCACAAGCUCCUGCAGUGCUAACAUCUAAGGACAAAGUAACUAAAAGGAUGAUUGUUGUGCUUUCGAUGGCAUCGCUGGAAACCCACAAAAUCUCGUCUUCUGGUCCAGGAGGCGACAAAUACGUGCUGUUGAACUGUGACGAUCACCAGGGUCUACUGAAAAAAAUGGGCAGAGAUAUCAGUGAAGCAAGACCCGAUAUUACACACCAAUGUCUUCUGACACUUCUAGACUCGCCCGUUAACAAGGCUGGAAAGCUACAAGUGUAUAUUCAGACCAGUCGUGGAGUUCUGAUUGAGGUGAACCCCACAGUGCGAAUUCCAAGAACUUUCAAGAGAUUCUCGGGUCUGAUGGUGCAACUGUUGCACAAAUUGUCAAUUAGAUCUGUCAAUUCUGAAGAAAAGCUGCUCAAAGUCAUCAAAAACCCUAUAACAGACCAUCUGCCCACGAAAUGUCGCAAAGUGACACUUUCAUUUGACGCACCAGUAGUGCGCGCUCAGGACCACAUCGAAAAGUUGGCCGAUGACGAAAGUAUAUGUGUCUUUGUUGGGGCCAUGGCAAGAGGCAAGGACAAUUUCGCGGAUGAAUUCGUCGACGAGAAGAUCGGUCUAUCCAACUACCCGCUUUCUGCGUCCGUAGCUUGCUCCAAAUUCUGUCAUGGCGCCGAGGACGCCUGGGGUAUCAUAUAG
Messenger RNA from Lachancea sp. 'fantastica', 759 nucleotides. Lineage: Eukaryota; Fungi; Ascomycota; Saccharomycetes; Saccharomycetales; Saccharomycetaceae. The record is from the annotation of a GenBank genome assembly.